Molecule: messenger RNA, 1778 nt
Organism: Parnassius mnemosyne (clouded apollo)
Lineage: Eukaryota; Metazoa; Arthropoda; Insecta; Lepidoptera; Papilionidae
Source: the annotation of a GenBank genome assembly
AAAAUUUCGUCGUCUGUCCUCUCUUCUUGUAUCGUUCAACAAAUUCUUUCGUGCAAACUGCAAAUUGACUUGUUUUUGUGUCGCAAGAGUGUAAACUUUUAACAUUGUACUUGUUAUUUACAAAAUUAGAAUAAUUAUACGUAGAAGUUAUAUUAACAUAAUCACGUAAUUUAGUAAUUUAUUGUAUAAGGUGCAAAUAUACUGAUCGAAGUUGCGUGAUAUGAAGAACGUUCGGUGUAUGGGAAGCAUAAAAAACUAAUUUUCGACGGUAUUAUGUAUACAAAUGCGUGUGGUAAAGACCACCUGGAGAUCAGGCGAGAUUAUUUAAAAAUAUGUUCACCACAACCGGAAUGGUAGCAGCCCCACAACAAGCGACUAAUCAAGUCGCACAAAAUGGGAGCACUACUUUACCUCGAUCCCAUCAUCAAAGAACAGGGAGGCCUCCUGCAGCUCCUAAGUCCUAUGACUACCUCUUGAAGGUGCUACUUGUAGGUGAUUCUGAUGUUGGUAAACAAGAAAUUCUGCAAGACUUAGAAGACGGAUCUGCAGAUUCACCAUUCUGUAGUGGAAGUGCAUAUAAAACGACAACAAUCUUGCUCGAUGGCAAAAGAGUGAAGCUUCAACUUUGGGACACAUCAGGCCAAGGUCGAUUUUGCACAAUUAUACGCUCAUAUUCACGUGGUGCUCAGGGCAUACUCUUAGUCUAUGACAUUACAAAUAAAUGGUCUUUUGAUAGCAUCGAUAGGUGGCUUGAAGAAGUGGAAAAGCAUGCUCCAGGUGUUCCUAAAGUACUAGUUGGGAAUCGGUUACAUCUGGCAUUCAAACGACAAGUGCAGGAGCGUGAAGCAGAAUUAUAUGCAGCAAAAAAUCAUAUGGCUUUCUUUGAAGUGAGCCCUCUAUGUGACUUUAAUAUAAGAGAAAGCUUCUGUGAAUUGUCACGCAUGGCCCUGCACAGAAACGGUAUGGAGAGACUGUGGAGAAGCAAUAAAGUGCUCAGCCUUCAAGAAUUGUGCUGUCGUGCUAUAGUGGCACGAACAUCUGUGUAUGGCUUAGAACGACUGCCUUUACCAACUACAUUGAAGUCUCAUCUUAAGUCGUAUGCUAUUUCUGCGGCUCCAAGCAGACAUCGUGCUCGCCCCCCAAAGCAUCCACAUAAUGCAAGACUUAACUGCACUGGUCGUAAUUCCUGUACAAUUGCAUGAAAUAUUUCACCUUAAUGCCUAAUUUCACUUUCUGUCUGAUAGAUAAAUAUUGGAAAAAUCAAAUAAUUGCCUUUUUCAUUUAGGACUGAAGGACUUUUCCAACUUUUGGUCCACUUCUAAUUACUGUCUGACCAUUACCUUAUUUCAGUAUGAUAUUUUUAGCUUAUGAUACAUGUACUAAAAUCAUUUGAAAUUUGAAUGUAUAACCUAACCAGAAAGUCAAAAAUCUUCACUAUAUUGCAAUUCACACUUGGCAAGCGUACAUUCAUGAUACUAAUUUAGCAGUAACACUUAUUGUCUGACAUAAAUAUCUAAAUUUCUAUAUGAACUUGAAAUUUUCUAUGAUAGUACUACAUUAAAAUUAUGCAGGAAUAUAAUUUAAAAAAUUAUUACAUAUUAAGCAUUUUUUUAGGUUAAAAAUUAAUUAAUGAAGGAGUGGUUACUCUCAGUCUACUACUUAAUUAGAUGUUUUUAAAAUGUGUGCAAUAAGGCAAAAUACAUGAAUUUUAUGUGGUAUAUAAAGAAACACCAACCUUUAAGAAUUACUUAAGGCUCUAAGUUUAUUUUAGUGGUGAC